Messenger RNA from Toxotes jaculatrix (banded archerfish), 4354 nucleotides. RefSeq names its product kinesin family member 16Bb (gene kif16bb). Gene Ontology annotation, molecular function: microtubule binding; ATP binding; microtubule motor activity. The transcript is spliced from 19 exons. NCBI's taxonomy places the organism in Eukaryota, Metazoa, Chordata, Actinopteri, Toxotidae. Gene Ontology annotation, biological process: microtubule-based movement. Bases 1 to 4167 code for a protein of 1388 amino acids. The record is from RefSeq and is a predicted model, not a curated record.
AUGGCUUCACUGAGAGUUGCGGUCCGAGUCCGUCCACUGAACAAGAGAGAAAAGCAGUUAUCUUCGAAGGUGAUUAUUCAUGUGAAGGGGAGCACAACCUCAAUUCAUAAGAGCUGGAAUUUUCUUUUUAAUUUGAAAUUGGAGCCUUUACUUAUCGGAGGGGACGAGCUGAAGGACAGAGGGAAGACAUUUUCUUUUGACUUCUCAUAUGAUUCAACUGACAGAGGAAGCCCCCUAUUUGCAUCUCAGGAGAGGAUUUUUCAUGACCUGGGUUCUGAUGUGUUGAAAGCUGCAUUUGAGGGUUUCAAUACCUGUAUGUUUGCCUAUGGCCAAACAGGCUCGGGAAAAUCCUACACCAUGAUGGGUGACACAGAGGAUAAAGGUUUAAUCCCACGGAUCUGUGAAGGCUUGUUCUUGGAGAUAUCUGACAGAAGCAAGAGUGAUGCUGUGUCAUUCCACACAGAGGUCAGCUAUUUAGAGAUCUAUAAUGAACGCGUGCAGGACCUUCUCAAGAAUAGAACUACGCCUACAGAUGCUGGAUUCUUGAGGGUGAGAGAGCACCCCAGAGACGGGCCCUAUGUUGAGAAUCUGUCCAAGCACUUGAUACAUAACCACAGUGACAUGGAGGACCUGAUCAUUCUCGGCAAUGCCAACCGCACCACAGCCAGCACGGGCAUGAAUGACUUGAGCAGCCGCUCCCAUGCCAUCUUAACCAUCAGCUUCAAACAGGCAUGGUUUGAUGCCGAGUUGCCACGUGAGACGCUGAGUAAGAUCCACCUGGUAGACCUCGCGGGCAGCGAGAGAGCUGAUGCCACACGCACCACAGGCGCCAGACUGAAGGAAGGUGCCAACAUCAACAAAUCCCUGGUCACCCUUGGCAGUGUGAUCUCGGCUUUGGCUGACCUCAGUGUGGGAGGACAGUCAACAAAAAAAAAGAAGCCGAUCUUCAUUCCCUACCGAGACUCUGUGGUCACAUGGCUACUAAAAGACAGCCUGGGUGGAAACUCCAUGACUACUAUGAUAGCAACUGUUUCUCCCGCUGAUGUGAACUACGGGGAGACCCUGAGCACUUUGCGCUACGCCAGUAGAGCUAAACACAUAGUGAACUCUCCCACAGUGAACGAAGACGGCAGUGUGAAGGUUAUCAGAGAGCUGCAGGCAGAGGUUACCAGGCUCAGAAGGCUGCUAGAGGAAGCCAAUCAGGUCUCCUGUGGGGAGCUGUCUUCCUCUGUCAGAGUAGAGGAGGAGCUGCAUCAGAAUGAGGCAAAGGUUCUUGUACUCACCAAAGAGUGGACCAGCAAAUGGGGCGAGACUCACAGUAUUUUGCAGGAAGAGACUGUGGCCCUGAGGAAGGAGGGGAGUGGAGUGGUCCUGGAUUGCCAGUUACCUCAUCUCAUAGGCAUUGAAGAAGAUCUACUCAGCACUGGAAUCAUCCUCUAUCAUUUGAAAGAGGGCAAAACCCUGAUCGGGAGUGAUAAAGCAUCUUGUAGUCAGGAUAUUGUGCUUCAUGGGCCCGGGCUCCUCAGUGAACAUUGUGUGCUUGAGAACUGCGCUGGGACCGUGACUCUGAUCCCUCAGGAUGGUGCACUGUGUUCAGUCAAUGGCUCUGUCGUCACCGAUCCCUGCCAGCUGACACAGGGUGUGAUCAUACAGCUAGGAAGAGGGACCACACUAAGGUUUAAUCACCCAACUGAAGCUUCCCAGCUCAGAGAGAAACGCCAGAGCGGGCUGCUCUCUGCCUUCAGCUCGUCCUUGACUGACAUGUCCAAAUCUACAGAGAAUCUGUCCAAGGUGAUGCUGCAGGAUCCAGGUCUGCUGGAUAUGCUGGCUGCAGAGACAGCAGAGUCCAACGUGCCAAGCAGCUGUCUUACCUCUGCCACAACAGAGAAGUUCACGACUACAGCCAUACCUGGAAAAUAUCCCUUCCCUCACACUAACUUUGAGCUGGAUGGAGACGCACUACAGGGUGGGGUAAGCACCGGGGAUGGUCAUGAUCAGGAGACGGACUUGUGUCAUAAAUCAAGGCCAGGGCUCAUGUGUGAGAGGCCAUGGAGAAAAGCUCAGAGUCAGGCUGGAGCUGCAAGUUAUAAGGGAGAGGAGGUUUGGUCAGGGGAUGCCAGCCUCCAGCAGACAAGUGUCCUGGGCCCGGGUGAUGGAUGUGGCAUGAAGCCAGAGGGGAAUGCUAACGAGAUCCAAGGUGUCGUGGCUGACUGCUACAAGGAGAGACCUGGCUCUGGUGGGAGCUCAUUAAGCAGCAUAUCCCACCUGCAGAGCAGAGGAGGAACUAACUCCAUGUCUAUCCUCCCACAGACCAGCACUCAUUCUCAACUUGACAAAAAGCCUCUCAGCAGUCAGGCGCCCUGCGGUCCACCUGAGGAAACUAUCUUCGAGGGCCAGUUCAGCUGUGGAGAGAUGGAUGAAUCUGGAGGUUUGGAGGAGAUCCCGGGAGGAGUGUGUGAGACAGAGACUGCAACAGGCACAGCUCAAAACUCAGCACUAGGCUCUUUGGUCAGCAGAGUGUCUUGGAUGGUCCAGGAUGCAGGGCGUCUCCUGUGGAGUUCUGGCACAGUAUUGCAGCAAGUCAGGGAAGAGGGACUACAGCCUGUCGGGGCCCGCUGGUCUAGUCAUGUCGUCUCCCUAGUCAGGGAAAGUAAUGUUGUGUCUACAGUGAAGGACAGCCAGGUCCUCUCCAUGGUUAAAGGGAGCUUUGUCUUCUCUCUGUUCAAGGAUAGUCACAUUUUUUCCACAGUGAAAGAACUACCGCUCAUACAGCACAUCCAGAUGGAGAUAACUCAACAACUUCAGCCUGAGGAGACAGCUCAGAUGAUUCAGGGCUGCAUUAAUCCUGACACCACACAACUCCCAGCCCUGACACCAACACAAACCUUUAGCAAAGCAGGAGAAAUGCCAGAUGACACGCCACCAAUCCCAGAGGAUAUCUGGAUAAGGAAUGAGAGUAUCGGUGACCUGCUGCAAGAGAAAGACAUGGCUGAUGUUUAUGUAAAACAAGGGGACAAAAUGAUCACAGAGCUGAUGCCAGUGGAACACAUGAGUGAGCUGGAGGUUUCCCCUGCAUCCGAAGACAUAGGUCAGGCACUAGAGAACUUAAGGACUAUGCAGAACAGAGAGGAUGUCCAAAUCUUCAGUCAAACACUGAUAGAAUUUCCUGAGUCCCUUUCAAACCUGCAAACUCUGCCAUUGCUAGACACGAUAGAUGCUUUAAAUUCCAUCAUCUCCACCUCAGUGAUCCCCUCCCAGAAAAUCGUAGCUCUCUGUUGGCUGAAUGUGGCUAAAUGCAGCCAACCUGAGCCCCGUCCUGCCCUCCUGAUCCUGGCAGAGACUGGCCUCUAUACCCUGACCACUGAGUCUGGGCCCCUAGUUCUGUUCCAUCACCUCCCCUUGCUGCAGCUGAAGGAGGUGCACAUAGGUGUAGCAGGCCACAGUCUGCGUUUGAUGGGCGCUACAGAGGAGAGCAUCCUGGGUGUGUAUACACACAGCCAGAAGCUUACCAGAGAGCUGUGCUGGGCCAUACUUGGUGUCAUCUGCCCUGGGGACAUCAGGGUCUCUCAGCACCCACUGCUACGUGGAGACUUGAUGAAGAUGUCUCUAGACUGUCAGGCUUAUGUACCUGACCUGCUGCUGGAUGCUGGCUUUAGGGUUUGCUGUCAGUUUCAGAGGAAUCUUGCUGAUCUGGUUUACCUUCUUCAUUGUAACAUGGAUCAAAAUACAGUCACUCUGGCAGAGGUGCAGCUACUACUGUACACAAGUGUAGGGGUGUGUGUUAGCCCCAGUGCCCGCACUGAGCCUCUUGCCCAGCUUUUACUUACUGAUACUCACCUUGGUCUGGUGCAGGAGGAUGCUGUCUUUCACCCAACCCCAAGCUCUAUCACCAUAGCGCCCCACCGUCCCCUAUUCCAUGACUUGACGCUUCGUCAACGCUCAGAUGUGCGCUGCGUGCUGGUGCAUGAUGAGGACAAGCGUGGAGCUGUCAGACUGGAUGUAAUCCUAGCGAAUGUGAAGGGCAGGGGUCACCCUGAAAGCGUGACUAAGGUAUCUACCCUGCCUGCACAUGCUUCAAAUUCAUCUCUGCAUGCAGAAGUGUGGAAAUUAACUUUCAGUUGCUCCACUGAGGCCGCCUGCCUGAUUAAUCACUUGUCAAAUGUCUGAUCAAGAACUGAACAGCCAGUAAUGAACAGCCCAGCUUGAAAACUCUCACUAACAGGGAGCAAAUGGCAAAAGUGCAUCCCAUCCAGACAGUUCAAAAGACAGCUUCAACAUAAAAUGACAGUGACAACUAUGAGCUAUUUUAAACUUUCAGUAUUGAUCUGUUUAGUUUUUGUUCGUUUUUAUGUUA